AUGUCCAAGAUGCCGGCCAAGAAGAAGAGCUGCUUCCAGAUCACCAGCGUGACCACGGCCCAGGUGGCCAGCAGUAUCACCGAGGACACUGAGAGCCUGGACGACCCAGACGAGUCCCGCACCGAGGAUGUCUCCUCCGAGAUCUUCGAUGUGUCACGGGCCACGGACUACGGCCCGGAGGAUGUCUGCGAAAGGAGUUCCUCCGAGGAGACUCUCAACAACGUGGGUGACGCCGAAACUCCUGGUGCUGUCUCCCCUAACCUUCUCCUGGAUGGGCAGCUUGCGGCAGCGGGGGCCGCUGCUGCGCCUCCGCCGGCUGCAGCUAACGGGGGGGCCAUGCCCAAAAGCACCGCGGUGCCCCAAGUAACUGCUGUCCAAAUCCCCUCCGCGGCGGCAGGAGGCAGCAGUGCGCAGGCUUCCGCUCCCGGGACCAUGUCUCAGACCACUGCGGCCGCAUGCAGUUCACGCUUCAGGGUGAUCAAGCUGGACCACGGUACGGGGGAGCCCUAUAGGCGGGGACGAUGGACGUGUAUGGAAUUUUACGACCGGGACUCGGACAGUAGUGGCGUCCUGGCCAGGACUGGGGAUUGCAUUAGACAUAGCAGCACCUUUGAGCAGGCUGCUCAGGAAAGAGAUAGUGGCUUGGGUGCCACGGGGGGCUCCAUGGUAAUGUCGGCGGUGCCAGCAUCGGCACAGGGCCCAGAGUCCCUAGCUGACAGCUCCCUUACUGCUGUGUCACAGCUGCUCCAGACGGAGAAAAUGAACCAGCCCUCUUUACAGCAACCUAAUUUUGUCAUUGGGCAGCAACAGCAGCUGCAGCAGCCCAUAGGCGGGGCCAUUCCUCAAAGUACUGCUCAGCCGAUGUAUUCUGGGGCUACAUUAACGAGUCAGCAGACUGUGGUGCUGCCGCAGCAAACCCAGUCACAGGUAAAUGCACAAAGUGUUGUACAGGGUGGACCUAACGGGAAGGGUAUGCCACCUCCAAAUGUAACAGUAGCCCAACCGAGCAUGCCCAUGUCACAGCAGCAGGUACAGCAAGCAAAUGUACCAGUGACUCAACCUCAGCAAUUUGCUUAUUCUCAGCCCCAAAUUCCACCAGUGCAUCUACUGCCAACACAAGCUUCUGGCCAGACAGAAUACAUGCAACACAUGACAGUUUUGCAGAGUCAAGGAACUAUUCAACAAGCUACUACAAGCUCUGUUCCAAGUACUGGGGCUUCCAGCCUUCCUGUGGGCCAGAUGGCUGGCCAGAAUCCUUCACCUGUUGGCGCACCGAUGAUGGGAGUUUCACCACAGCCUAGUGAAGCAGUGGGACAGGGAUCAGGAUUGAUGCAGAGUGGCCAGACUCCAUCUAGUCAGACUGUCAUACCGCAGCCGGGAGGUGUGGUGCAGCAAAGCAUUGGACAUACAGGGGUUGUGCAACAGAAAUCCAUUACUCAGCAUCAAAUGGGUGGAAGUAGUCAAGUGUCUGGAAUGCCUGGUGCUCCUCAUGCUAUAGUCUCUGGAGUUCAGAAUGUGCCUGCAGUUGUGCCCGGUACAAGUGUGCCUAGUGUGUCUACCACUUCUGUUACUAUGCCAAAUGUCCCUGUUACUUUAGUUCAGUCACAGCUGACCAGCCAUACAUCUGUCAGUAGGAGUACCAGUGUUGUCCAACAACAUGUUGGACUUUCACUAAUGCAAGGCACAACUAAUGUACUUACAAAUCUGCCACAAUCCAACCUUGGACAGUUUCAGAGUCAGACUCAACCUUUAGUAGGCCAGAUUGAUGAUACUAGAAGAAAAUCAGAACCCCUACCUCAGCCACCACUUUCUCUCAUUGCUGAAAGUAAGCCUCUUGUGAAGCCUCCCAUUCCAGACACUCUAACAAAUCCUCUUCACUUACCUGCAACUACUCCUAUGAACAGUCUUGCCAGCUCUGUAUUUGGCAUAUCUAUUCCUGUUGAUGGUGAUGAAGACAGGACUCCUUCAACUGCUUUCUACCAAGCAUUCCGUUUGAACAAGUUAUGUGAAUCGAACUUAAUGUGGGACAGUGCGUCUGGUGCAAGUGUUGUAGCCAUUGACAACAAAAUAGAACAGGCAAUGGAUCUGGUGAAAAGCCAUUUGAUGUACGCAGUCAGAGAAGAAGUGGAAGUCCUGAAGGAACAAAUAAAAGAAUUAAUCGAAAGAAACUCUUUACUUGAACGAGAAAAUGCACUGUUAAAAUCUCUUUCAAACAAUGAUCAGUUAUCCCAACUCUCAACUCAACAGGCCAAUCCUAGUAGCACUUCACAACUGCAAACAGUGAUAGCACAGCCUCCUCAGCCAACGCAACCUCCACAGCAGCCGAAUGUUUCCUCAGCGUAAAGCUUUUCUUUCCUCAUUAAGAAAAAACUGAAAGCAAUCUGUCCUUGUGUGCCACUGGUGUUCUUUCCACUUUAUAUGAAAGCAAGUAGCCAUGCUUCAGUUGUGUGUUUUGGCCUUUUCAGUAUUAGACAAUCAUUCUACAAGAGCUUUCCCUCACUUUGAGAUGUCAUACAGCGCAGUUGGUGUCCAGUUAUGUCAUCAGUGCACAAGGGAAAUGGUAGAAGGAGUUAAUGCAAAGCGUAUGCAUUUAUUUGGUGCGCAUGAGUGGGGUCUUUAAGAGCUUUGAUGGCUCUCCAAGGUUUCCAUUACCCAUGGAUUACUUUGAGCCUUGCUAUCUCAUGUAAGAAGUAACAAUUCAUCUUAAGAGCCACUGUUCUUUCAGUAUAAGUAACAUUUGCCUAUAUUAGUUUCAUUUAUUUGUUUUAUUUAUUACAGGGCUGCUAUUUUCAUAAUGUACAUGAACAAUGUCACAGAACUUUUUUUUUAAUUUUUUUUAAUAAAUGUAAGUAUCAGUAAAAAUUGAUAGACGGGAUUGCGUUUAAUAGAUAAAAUGUUUAGGCAAUAAUUGAACAAAAGAAUCCUGGCAUAUUUCUAACACUAAUGGCAAUUUACCUUUGGUAUUUAUUGACGGUAGUCAAGACCCAGCUUGAAUGUACAUUUUGUAUAGAGUGUAAGUAUGAAGACCAUAGUGCAUCUGUACAGGUAGUCACCAGUUAUUGUGAUAUAAUAAAUAAUUGAUGGGCUAUUUUGAUGAAGAAAACUUUGCUCAUUUCUGUUUCUACUUUCUAAUAGAGAGAAAUUGCCAUGAUUCCUCUGCUUUUUGACAUUUUGUAUGAUUUUUUUUUUUUUUUUUUGGGGUGGGAAUAAAAAGCUGUGAAAUUGUUCAACCUACUUUGUAACCAAAGAAGCAAAGCUGUGUAAUUGAGUUUUUUUAUUUUAUAAUGCACAUUCUUUAUGUAUUUUUAUUUAGUGUUUUUCUCAUUCACAAUUUUCUUUGCUGUCUAGCAUGAUCUGCAUGACCUAUAAUCUUUGAACCACUUUCGUACCUCAUGUUUUUAUCCAGCACUCUUAUUGUAAUAUGUAAUAGUCUGUGAACAAUGUCAAAUAAAAAAAGAACGAACAGCUGGUGUUGGUGGAGCUGCGCUAGUGUACUAUGCACUAGUUCAUUAAAAAAAAUGAAGUGAGCCAUCUUUUGUUCAUUUAAAAUGGUGUUUUGAAUUUCGUAUGAGAAAACGUUUUGUUACAUUGCAGAUUUUAAUGUAUUUAAUAAAUGCAACAUGCAGAUUAAGUGCAGUGUAUAUUGAGUAUUUAAAUUAAAAAAAUGUACAUUUCAUAAAUAGUUUCAAGAGAGACCAUCAUUUGUGUAUACUAACACAUAGUGUGUCAGAAAUUGAUGUAUAAAUAUAUAUAUUUUAACACAUUUUCUGAAAUUAAACUGCAGUUUUGUUGAA
Messenger RNA from Emys orbicularis (European pond turtle), 3794 nucleotides. It is a transcript of the gene TSC22D2, whose product is annotated as TSC22 domain family member 2. The record is from RefSeq and is a predicted model, not a curated record. Lineage: Eukaryota; Metazoa; Chordata; Testudines; Emydidae. The coding region runs from base 1 to 2343 and encodes 780 amino acids. The transcript has 6 exons. Gene Ontology annotation, biological process: regulation of transcription by RNA polymerase II.